GAGGUGGAAGAAGCAUCUGGAUUUUUCGUAGAUUGGUAAGAUGAAUCUACGAACCGAGGCACAAACGAACCAUAGAACGAAGGGAGCUGAACAGCGACAUCUGUUGGAUAUAAAUCAGUGCAACCUGUAUGCAUGGUUUCGUGGUGUCGGAAGUGUUACAGUAAUAGCAAGCAGUACAGUUUUAAAAUAAAUUCAUUAAAGAUUUUCACUAAUAGUUUGUCGAAUUAAUUAGCUGUAGAAUAAGUGGUUUCGAUUUGUUUAAUGGAUCCAAACAUCGGUUGGUAUCAACCCGAGCAGUUCGGCCCCGCUAAGGACUUGUGGUUACACAUUUGGGAGGCUGAAAUUGCUGAAAAGGGACUCGAUACCUUGACACUAAAGAACGACAAUUCAUCGAACACGAUGGGUAAUAAAGUGCAGCAAGAUUACAUAUCAUUAGAUUCGGUGUCUAGUCGUGUUGGAGAGGACCGUUUAGCUACGCGAGUGCAACAUAAUACCUGUAAUAAUUAUUACAAUCCAUCGAGAAGGAAAGGCGACAACCGCGCUAGUACUUAUGGCAUGAACUACAAUCAUAAUGCUCUCAUCGGCGAAUACGGCGGAUGUCCCUGGCGUCAGCUGAACAAGCAUUACUCCAAGGGGGUACUUGGCCUCCACGAAGAGAUUGAGGACUUCUAUUCUUACAUGUGCCCUUCCAUGGAAGAGCACAAACUUCGUAUACGUGUUGUGAAAAGAAUAGAAGAGGUAAUUCAUGAUCUGUGGCCAAAUUCAAAUGUCGAAGUUUUCGGAAGCUUCCCUACCGGACUUUACCUACCUACUAGUGACAUUGACCUAGUGGUAAUAGGCGUAUGGAAAAUGCUUCCACUUCACACUCUAGAAAGAGCUUUAUUGGAUCGCAACAUAGCCGAACCAGCUUCCAUAAAAGUUCUGGAUAAAGCUAGUGUACCAAUAGUAAAGCUAACAGACAAAGAAACCGAGAUCAAGGUGGACAUUAGUUUCAAUAUGAACAAUGGCGUUAAAUCCGUAGACCUGAUCAAGCUAUACAAACGCCGAUUCCCCGUACUUGACAAGCUCGUGAUGGUUUUGAAACAAUUUUUAUUGCAAAGAGAUCUCAAUGAAGUAUUCACUGGCGGCAUUUCAUCCUACAGUCUUAUUCUAAUGACAAUUAGUUUUUUGCAGCUACACCCUAGACAGAAUGCAUAUUGUCCGAAUGCUAAUUUGGGCGUGCUAUUAAUUGAAUUUCUGGAACUCUACGGUAGAAAAUUCAAUUAUGUUAAAACUGGUAUUAGAGUCAAAGAUGGUGGUACUUACAUAUCUAAGGAAGAGGUUCAACGUGACAUGAUCGACGGGCACAGACCUUCCUUACUAUGCAUCGAAGAUCCACUUACUCCUGGCAAUGACAUUGGUCGCAGUAGUUAUGGAGCUCUCUAUGUUAAAGAGGCUUUUGAUUGGGCAUAUUCAGUGCUAUCUCAAGCGGUUAGCCCUCUCAAUAUACUGGUAAAUGAUGCAAACAAAGUAAGUAUACUGGGCAGAAUAAUUCGAGUCACAGACGAAGUGAUUGACUAUCGUAAAUGGAUCAAAGCAACAUUCCCACUGCCUCUUGGCGAAAUGGACUCUCUUUCAAGUUCUACAGGUUCAGAUGCAUCGACCCUUUCCGCCCCUGCUAGUGAUACGGAUUCCGAAUGCAGUCGUGGCAACUCUCCCAAUAACACAGAUGGCAAAACUGAAGAAAGAAACGAGGAUAAUCAUGCAUGUGAUAACCAGCUAACUCAUCACCGUCAGCCAAAGAAACACUACAAACCUAAUGCACACGUUAAUCAGCACAACUCAAGGGGAAAUUAUCAGCACGGAGGAAAUCAUUAUACGACUGGUAAGAACAAAGCGAAAAAUCCCCUGUACAACAACAACAACAACAGCAGCAACAAUAACAGUGGGAGCCAAAGUCCGAAUUCAAGAACAGUUACAAUGAAACGCAAAAAGUCCCAACUGACAAGGCGUGGGCCUGGGAAUGAUUGUGUGCGGUGAUAAAAUAUACCCCGUGUUUCAGUGUGUUAAAUUUGUUUCUCUAAAAACCGCAGUAAUUUUCCAUAAUAAUAUGUCAAAGUUACUGUGUGAUUGACCCUAGCAAUAUCGAAUACAGUCCAAAAUUUAGGUCGAUACCUAAUUAACAUUGUACUGCAGCACUUGCGUUUUAUAAUUUAUUUAUCUGUUGUCUUUUUUUUUCAAUGUUUCGUGUCAAUGACGGCUUCAAUUUAGGUCUAAGCAUUUGGCGAGCUGUUUAAUUUGUCCGGAUUAUAUGACACAGUUAAAUUUACUGAAUCAAUUGACAUUUUGUCCGUAAAAUCGAUCGAGUGAAGAUAAAUAUUUUAUUAUUAAGAUUUAAGAACGAAACUUUUUAUUCACAACUAUACAAUAUGAGGAAUGUUAUUAUUCAUCAUGGAUGAUUUUGGUUUUCUUUUUUUUUUUUUAUACCGUGAAUUAUGAUUGACAAAAUUUGUACUCUGAUUGAUAGAUAGGGUUUCUAAGUAACAUCGCACAGUUCAUUUUUAUCACAUUUAAAUAGUAUUAUUAUGCUCUUACUAUGAUGUAAUUACUAAUCGUAUCUACAAAGUCACAAAACAGUUUACAUGAAAUUCAUUAUUGCGACUUUGAGCAGUAGAAAUGCUUUUAUCAUUACUCUUGUCUUUGGCUUAGGGUUUCACAAUUAUAGGACAUUAUUCAUUUGUGUAGUUACAACAAAGACUUAGUUUUCUAUAUGAAACUAUAUUCUUAUAAUACAAUUGAAAAAAAAUUAAAUAAAAAAAAAAAUCAAAUACAAUGAAAACACAAAAAAAAAAAAAAUAAUAGGUAGAAAACUAAAAAAAAGAAAAGAAAAAUUGGUGAUAAUGGGGAACGCCCACUGUAAAUAUUGUAAUAUACUCAUAAUACAAUGAAUUUUUGAAGAUGAGUGUAACGUUAUCUAGUACAUAUUUUAAUUUGUGUGUGUUAAACACGGUUUUCCUACAAACAUUUAGAUAUCAUCCUUCAUAUGGAUGCUAUCCAUAUUUAUAAAGAAAUUCCAAUAGGCCCUUUUUGUAAAAUACUUACCUAUAUAUCAUUUCCUUAUACCGACAAAGUAGUGUGUACAAAUAUAGCAGUGUGUAAUAAGUAACAAAAAUAUGUAAAUUUAUAUGUAUGAAUAGGUGUGAAAGAUUGUUUUUUUUUUCGAACGAAUGAGCCUGAUAGUGAUUAAUACUGCUGUAUAACUUAUUGUUAUUUGUACAAACUUAUGAGAGACUGCAUACGUAAAGUUAAACGGUCUUUGUGAGAUAUCAAUUUAUUUAUAUACAAUACUGUAUCAUAAUCUCAAGUACAAACAUAUAGUUCAUUACGUUUCAUAAUAAAAUGGAAAAAGCUCGAGCCUAAAA
Molecule: messenger RNA, 3401 nt
Organism: Athalia rosae (coleseed sawfly)
Lineage: Eukaryota; Metazoa; Arthropoda; Insecta; Hymenoptera; Athaliidae
Product: terminal nucleotidyltransferase 4B-like
Exons: 8
Coding region: 262-2019 (585 amino acids)
Biological process (GO): RNA 3'-end processing
Cellular component (GO): nucleolus; TRAMP complex
Molecular function (GO): mRNA binding; poly(A) RNA polymerase activity
Source: RefSeq, a predicted model, not a curated record